UAGAGCUAAGGCAGCGAGGGAGGGACACCAGGGUAUUGGAAGGUGCAAGGACGUGACAGCAUCCGAGGAGACGUGCUCAGGAUCAUGGACUCCUGGUGCCGGAGGAGCCUCAGUGGCCCUUCUGCCUGACCCCUCCUGGGCAGGGCUGGUGCUAACGGGGUCAAGGGGCUCAUCACGCAGCUCAAGGCCUGUCCUGGCCACACAAGCUGCUGUGAGACCUGUGCACCCCACGGCGUGGCCGGGGUGGGACGAGUUCCUGCUGUGGGCACGGGGACCUGCCCUGUCAUAGGCACGGCCCGGGCAAGCCUCCAGGGGCGGGGCUGGCGGGAGGGCUGAGGCUGACCACAGACCUGUGGCUGCGGCGCCCGUGGGGGAAGGGCUGCGGCCGACGUGGGUGCUUCGUUCCUUCUCUGGCCCUCACAAACCCCACAGACUACACGGGAUGUUUUAAAGUCUUUCCCUCGUGCUUGGGCUGCCGUGUGUUCAGCUGGACCAGCGUGUCUCCCGCCCUGGCAGGCUGCUUGCCCGGCUCUGGCUGCAGUGCUGCCCCCAAGCACAGCUUCCUGUUUGUGUUUCCGCUGGUGCUUGGCAUCAGUGAAGGGCCUUGACCUGUGAAGAGGGGAAGGAGGAAGCCCCUGGGUGAUGCCCUCAGGCUUUGGCAGAGCCCUGGCUGCUCUGAGUGGUGCCAGCAAUGCCACUUCCUGGACAUGCCGACCUUGGUGGUGCCCGGGCGGGGUGGGGGCCGAGGCUCAAGCCCCGCUGGGAGGAGUGUAGCACUCUGUUCAGGGGAUGAGCUGGGCUGAGAGCCAGGGCGGGGCCCCCUCCCCUCUGCAGAGGCUCCAGGUGGGCGAGGGCAGGUUCAGAGCCAGCCUGGUAGCCCUGUUGCCUCCCUGCCCCGAGCCAGUCCCUCUCCUAGGAGGCCCGGCCGUCCUCAGGAGGGGCUGCCCCCUUCUUGGCUCCAGGGCACAUCUGGGUGUCCCUGGACACCAGAUCAGGACUUAGGUUGCACCAAGAGAGACCCCUUCCCCUGCCCAGAGGUGUCCCUGCCUGUCCAGCCCCUGACCACCCACCCAGAGACCUUGCUGGGAGCUCCUUCUUUUUGCAGCUGAGGAAACCGGAGCUCAGCGGUGCAGUGACUUGGACUGUCAGGGGCUGGGGACAGGUCUGUGCUUGCCGCAACUCCAUGGCUGCAGGGUACCGAGGGGACGGGCGCUUGAGAUAGCAUCACAUUUGUUUCAUUAUUCGUCUUUUCUUGUUAUUACGAAAGUUUUGAGAAUCGUGCAGCAGCAGUGAAACCAAAGUGGCCUGGGCAGUUGUGCGGUGUCUGGGCUUCGGCCAGAGCUCGUCCACCUGCAGCCUCCCCGCGGCGGCUCCUCCGAGGCACGUCCCAGACGCCGGAUUGUUUGUCCCGUAAACACGUGUCUCUGAGGGGUGUAGACACGUUAAAACAACAGAAGCCAAGCUGGCCUAGUUGCUUAGCGCUGCACCAUCCACCCAGGCAGUUGUCAGGCCAACGGGCUCAUUGUUUCCAGGCGACUUUCUCAGGUCGGGGUCCAGCUGCGGCCCCUGCCGCCUGCCCGAGGCCUGUUUCCCUCGCAGCGUCUGUGAGACAGCCACGUGUGACCUGCAGCCUUUCCACGCUGGGCACGUGCUGGCUGUCCCUGUCAUGUGGUCAGCGCGCCCAUCGGCUGCUGUGACUCUGUGUGAGGCUCCAGGUUUUGGUUUGAAUGUUUUAACAACCCCGGGAGGUGGUGACAUACCUGUCCACCAGGAGCCGUACAGAGUCUGGUGACUUUGUGAACACAUCGCGCCUCUUUGGCUCCGUGGCUGAGCAGGUCCACGAGGAGCCCCGUGGAGGGCAGGGCACGUGGCCAGUGCUCAUGUGACCACUGGUCCCUACCCCAGCCUCGCCCACCCCGGGGGUCUCACCGAUGCUGUGUGUGUCCCUGUUCCACGGUGUGUCUCCUUCCUCCGGCUCCUGUGCCCCACCCCCUCCCGUCUCCAGGUUUCUUCCUGCGGGCGACAGUGAAGACCUGAGUGUGGCCGGCGGCCUCGUCGGGGCCUCCCACGCGGCUGCUUCCGUGUUGUGUUUCUGUCUCUUUUCUCUUAAACUGGGGAACGUCUCAGCUCCGCGUGACGGUAGCCAGCUUGCUUUCCCCGACUCUGUCGUCUGUGCUGACAGCUGCACUAACGUUGUCACCCGCAGUGGGAUGACUAAAGGGGUUGGGGGUUUCUUUGAAGUGGGUUUAGUGCAAAGGCCCUGGGGUCCGUGCCCCUGACAGCAGCCACGUUACUCUGCCCUGAAAUGUCCUCUCUCAGGAGCUCUGCGCAGCUUGGUGCACGAUUCGCUGCUUUCUCUGUUUGCCCACAGUGCUGGGUGACGACUGGGGCCCCCCUGGCCUGCUCUGGCCCCCGUGCCACAGCAAGGCACCCUGCGUGCCCUUCUCUGCGUGUUGCUCCUGGCGAGUGCCCCAGCGCACUGCGGCUGCCAGCUGCUCUCCGCCUGGGCCCUGCCCGAAAGGACCCUGGGCCCCGCCAGCCUGUGGUCGGCCAGAGGCGGCCCCGUGCCAGGCCGGGGCUCCAGGUGAGAGGCCACCUCUCCUGUCUCUUCAGGCUUCCGCCUUCCGUGCAGGCGAGCCUCCUGACUCGCCACCCAGCCAUGGAGGGGGAGGAGCAGCCACCGCAGGAGGCUGACGUGGAGCCUGUGGUGACGGCAGAGGGCUCGGGGCCCGUGCCCAGGGCACUCUCUGGAGAACCCCACAGCCUGUCCGAUGUGGACGCCUUCAACCUGCUCCUGGAAAUGAAGCUGAAGCGGCGGCGUGAGCGGCCCAACCUGCCACGCACCGUGACGCAGCUGGUGGCCGAAGACGGCAGCAGGGUGUAUGUGGUGGGCACGGCCCACUUCAGUGACGACAGCAAGAGGGAUGUGGUGAAGACCAUCCGGGAGGUGCAGCCCGACGUGGUGGUGGUGGAGCUGUGCCAGUACCGCGUGUCCAUGCUGAAGAUGGACGAGAGCACGCUGCUGCGCGAGGCCAAGGAGAUCAGCCUGGAGAAGCUGCAGCAGGCCGUGAGGCAGAAUGGGCUCAUGUCGGGCCUGAUGCAGAUGCUGCUGCUGAAGGUGUCGGCGCACAUCACCGAGCAGCUGGGCAUGGCCCCCGGCGGCGAGUUCAGGGAGGCCUUCAAGGAGGCCAGCAGGGUGCCUUUCUGCAAGUUCCACCUGGGCGACCGGCCCAUCCCCGUCACCUUCAAGAGAGCCAUCGCCGCACUCUCCUUCUGGCAGAAGGUCAAGCUGGCCUGGGGCCUGUGUUUCCUCUCAGACCCGAUCAGCAAGGACGACGUGGAGCGCUGCAAGCAGAAGGACCUGCUGGAGCAGAUGAUGGCCGAGAUGAUCGGCGAGUUCCCCGACCUGCACCGCACCAUCGUCUCCGAGCGGGACGUCUACCUGACCUACAUGCUGCGCCAGGCCGCCCAGCGCCUGGAGCUGCCGCGCUCCUCUGACGCUGAGCCCAGGAAGUGCGUCCCCGCCGUGGUCGUGGGCGUCGUGGGCAUGGGCCACGUGCCCGGCAUCGAGAAGAACUGGAGCACCGACCUCAACAUCCAGGAGAUCAUGACCGUCCCCCCGCCGUCCGUCUCCGGCAGAGUGUCCCGGCUGGCUGUGAAGGCCGCCUUCUUCGGCCUGCUGGGCUACGGCCUGUACUGGAUGGGCCGCCGCACUGUGAGCCUGGUCCUGUCGCUGCCGGCCGCGCAGUGCUGCCUGCAGAGGGCGGCCGCGGCCCCACCGCACCGGUAGGAAGCACCGCCGGGGAGCCACCGCAGCCGGGUGGGAGCUGUUCCAGUGGCCGCCGAGGGCUCCUGCGGAGCCGGUAGCGCCCGCGGACGCACCCUGAGCACUAAGCCCACCUGAGGGCCCUGCCAACCCCCGUGGGGGUCCAGGCCGAGCCGCGCCUGCAUCCCCUGGCCCACACCACCCAAAUAAAGGAUUGUUGAACUGUCUGAGCCGAGGCUUCCCAGCAGCCCCCUCCUCACCUCCCCCACUCCUGCCACAGGGGCCACACGCUGGUCAGGGCCGGAUGGCCCAGCCCCCGGGGUGGCAGGGCUGGGGAGGGCUGAGGCGCACAGCACCCCUCUGGCAGCCCUGGUGGCGGGUGUAGCCAGCCAGCCGCUGUCCCCUACCUCACUGUGCCUUGUGCCCUGGCCCAGGCGUGUCUCACGGUGGGUUCCGGGGCCAGGCGGUUUGGGAAGGGCUGGGUGGCCGCGGGAGCACUGGCUGCACCCUGGGCUCGGCCCGCAGAGCUGCUGUGUUCUUGGCUUUUUAAAAUGUCUGAAAAUCUUUACUCAGGUAAUUUUAACUUCAAAGAAAAAACAAACUGAAGCAAAUGUCAGGAAAUACAAGCCUUAAAUCUGAUUGGGACAAAAAGGAAUUCUCUUUUUUGGGGUCCCUGUCCUGAGAAGGUCAGCCCUGGGGUCCCGGCUGGCACCUGCUUCCUCUGCCUCCAAUGCGGGUGCAGAGGGGCCGCCUGGCCCUCACUGGACAGACGGCUUUGGGGGGCCACAGCCUCGGGCGGUGGGGGCUGCCUGCCGGGCGGCGUUCCCCUGUGGGUCCGGCCCUCCCGGCGUCUCUGCAGGACUCGCCAGCUGUGCAGCCCCCGCCUGGCCCGGGCGAUCCCUGGUCACCUCUGUUGACUCCGAUCAGGUGAAACCCACAGCUGUGAGCCCGGUGGGGCGCAGGGCAGCCACACUUGUGGAUUCAUUCCUUAGAAACUGAAAUAAAUUCUAAUUUUGGAA
This is a messenger RNA of Lemur catta (Ring-tailed lemur), 4785 nucleotides long. RefSeq names its product TraB domain containing (gene TRABD). The record is from RefSeq and is a predicted model, not a curated record. Lineage: Eukaryota; Metazoa; Chordata; Mammalia; Primates; Lemuridae. The transcript is spliced from 9 exons. Bases 2306 to 3790 code for a protein of 494 amino acids.